Molecule: messenger RNA, 1285 nt
Organism: Vicia villosa (hairy vetch)
Lineage: Eukaryota; Viridiplantae; Streptophyta; Magnoliopsida; Fabales; Fabaceae
Exons: 9
Coding region: 126-896 (256 amino acids)
Molecular function (GO): hydrolase activity
Source: RefSeq, a predicted model, not a curated record
GUAUAAAAAGCCUUCACCAGUCUACAUUUUAUUCAUUGCAAUUUGCAAAACAUCUUCCUAUAGUUACUUGAUUGUCUUCUAUAGGUUGGUUGGAAGAUUGCUUUUGAAAAAUUUUUAACAGCAAAAUGAACUAUGCAUGUUAUCAUAUGGGGUCUGGUAGUAGAACUGAGAGAAGGCCUUUGGAGUUUGGUAAGACUCAUGUAGUGAGGCCUAAAGGAAAACAUCAAGCAACUAUAGUUUGGCUGCAUGGUCUUGGUGACAAUGGUUUGAGCUUAUAUCAGCUUCUCGAAUCACUUCCACUUCCAAAUGUAAAAUGGAUUUGUCCAACUGCACCUACGCGUUCUGUAGCUAUACUUGGUGCUUUUUCUUGCACUGCAUGGUUUGAUAUGGGAGAACUUUCAGAAGAUGGUCCAGUUGAUUGGGAGGGUUUAGAUGCCUCAGCAGCACAUAUUGCUAAUCUGUUGUCAGCUGAGCCACCUAAUGUGAAAAUUGGGAUUGGAGGGUUCAGUAUGGGUGCUGCAACAGCUCUCUAUUCUGCAACAUGUUUUGCCAUGGGAAAGUAUGGAAAUGGAAUUCCUUAUCCUAUCAACUUAAGAGCAGUUGUUGGACUAAGUGGCUGGCUUCCGGGAUCAAGGACCUUAAGGAGCAAGAUAGAGGUGUCACAUGAGGCAAAAAGGAGAGCUGCUUCAUUACCAAUUUUCAUGUGCCAUGGAAUUAGUGAUGAUGAAGUUCCCUACAAAUUUGGAGAGAAAUCAGCUCAAUCCUUGAGUUCAGCAGGGUUUCAAUAUACAACCUUCAAAUCCUAUGAUGGGAUUGGUCAUUAUACAGUUCCUAGAGAGAUGACUGAUGUUUCCAAUUGGCUUGGCUCAAGGUUAGGGCUUGAGGGACCCUUAUAAGGAACAUGGUUUCAAUCAAGUGAUGUUGGAGAAGAUGUGUGGAAUGGAACAAAAACAAGGAAGUUGGAGAAGGACAUGAAGAACUAGGUAGAUAUAAUGGAAUGAUUUAUAGGUAUAUGUAAUAUGAUGAAAAUGGAUUCACUGAUUUUGAAUCCAAUGUCUUUUGAUAACUUUAGGUGAGAAAGAGAUUGAGGAAAAUAACAAGAGAUGGUGUGUUAUAGAAGAGAGAUAGAUAGACAGAAUGCAGUUUCUGUCAUAAAGGUAGAGAGAAUCUAAUGGUGUGUUAUAUGAGUCUUUUUUGCCAAGUGGAGAUAUAGAUAUCUAGAUAUGUUUGUUUGUUGUAAUCUAUAUAUAUCAUUUUAGAACCUAUAGACAUUCAAUACUACUAU